Molecule: messenger RNA, 998 nt
Organism: Dendrobium catenatum
Lineage: Eukaryota; Viridiplantae; Streptophyta; Magnoliopsida; Asparagales; Orchidaceae
Product: chorismate mutase 2
Exons: 6
Coding region: 66-854 (262 amino acids)
Biological process (GO): aromatic amino acid biosynthetic process; chorismate metabolic process
Cellular component (GO): cytoplasm
Molecular function (GO): chorismate mutase activity
Source: RefSeq, a predicted model, not a curated record
UUAAAUUAAUCUUAUUUAAAUACAUCAGCAAAUCCCAUACCACAAUCUUGGUGUGCGUGUGUGCGAUGGCUUCAUCAGCAAUUUCCUCCAGGGAUUCGGGAGAGGUCUCGAGCCAAAUCAGCCUAAAAUCCGUGAGGGAAGCUCUCAUCCGACUGGAGGAUUCUAUCGUUUUCAGUCUCAUCGAGAGAGCUCGGCAUCCCUACAACGCCCCAGCGUACGACCGAUUGUAUUUGAAAUCCUCUGGAAGUUCGCUGGCUGAGCUGUUUGUGAAAGAGGCGGAACAUCUUCAUGCCAAAGCUGGAAGGUAUGAAAACCCAGAGGAGGUUCCCUUUUUCCCUGAAGAUCUGCCUUCGCCUUUAGUUCCUUCAUACAAUUACCCCCAGGUGUUGCAUCCCGCUGGCGCAUCUGUGAAUAUAACCAAGACUAUAUGGAACAUGUAUUUCAAUGAAUUACUUCCACUAUUUACUGCUGAGGGUGAUGAUGGUAAUUAUGCAUCCACAUUGGCAUCAGACCUUGUAUGCUUGCAGGCCAUAUCUAGAAGGAUCCACUAUGGCAAAUUUGUGGCAGAGGUCAAGUUCAGGGAUGCCCCACUGGAUUAUAGUUCUGCAAUCAAUAAUAAGGACAAAGAUGCUUUGAUGAAAAUGCUCACAUUUGAAAGAGUUGAAGAAAUGGUUAAACGGAGGGUUGAGAAGAAAGCCAUGAUUUUUGGUCAGGAGGUGACAAUAGAGGACAAGGAGGAUGACAAUGUGGAUUGCAAGGUAAACCCUUCUGUAGUCUCUCGCCUCUAUGGAGACUGGAUUAUUCCUCUAACCAAGCUUGUUGAAGUUGAUUAUCUGCUCCGUCGGCUUGAAUGAUUGAUUGCAUUGCAAUCUGCACUGCUUCAUAUAUUUCUGCUUUGUGAUCUGACGACCUGAGAUAUUUUGAAAAUUAUUUAGCGAGUGAAAUAAUUGUGUGUGAGCCAUAGUAAUUCUUGCUUGAUUGCCAUAUUUUGUGCUUCA